UCCCUGCUUUCAUUUUAUCAACGCAGGUUUAGAUCUGAUUGGAUCCUGCCCUGAUUGUUUCUAGAGACUUAGCACCGCCCAUAACAACCAACAACGCGGUUACCAUGGAGACCCGUGUGGCCUGGCCUAGAAGCAGUGUACGGGAUGCCGGGGGAGUCCGGGGAUUCGGUGCGCGGUGUCAGCUCCCCGCUGUGGGAUGAGAAGACGGAGAUGGGGAUGUUGCGGUCCCGGCUGGACGAGCAGUCCCAGCUCAUCUGCCUGUUGAAGCGGCGGGCGGAUGACUCGCUGCUCCGGUGUCAGGACCUGGAGAGGGACAACCGGGAGCUGGAGAAACGGAGCGCGGACACCGAGGGACAGCUGACCGCGGAGAGGAGGCGGGGGGAGCAGCUGGAGGAGAGGUUCGGGAUCCUGGCCGCCAAUCACCAGGACAUGAUCCGCUUCAAAGACGAGUACAAGCGGCAGAACGAGAAGCUGCGGGCGGAGUGUGAGCGGCUGCGGGAGGGGACGGACCCGGAGCUGCUGGAGAAGGAGCGGAACGUCCAGGACCUACGAGCCCAGCUACAGGCGGCUGUGACCGAGCUCCGGGAGGCGGAGGAGAGGAAGCGGGACGAGCUCCGGGAGGCGGAGGAGAGGCGGCGGGCGGAGGUGGAGGAGCUCAGGGGGAUCAGCGAGGCCAGCGCCGGGGACAUCAGCGUCCUCACCCAGCGCCUGCAGCUUUCAGAGGACACAUGCCACCACCUACAGGAGGAGCUGUGCCACUUAGAGGAGAUACACAAAACGGAGCAAAAAGAAGCUGAAAGAAAGAUGGCUGAAUUGAAUAAAGAGAAGCAGGACCUCCUACAGCUGUGCAUGGAGCGAGGGCGUACUCUACAAGAGCGCCAGAAAGAAGUCGCUGAGAUUACACUGCGUCUGCAGAGUGCGGAGAAGGCACACCGGGAGGCAGAAGAGCGCUAUCGGAGAGAUGUUACUGCUGUAGAUGCUGAUGCCAGAAUUGUGGAGCUUAAUACAAGACUGGCAGAUGGUGAAAAAGAGCUGGAGCAACUUAAGCGAGAGUUUGAGGCCUUCAAAAAGCACAGCGGAGAACUGCUGGCCAAGGAGAGGGAACUGAACGCCAAACUCCGGCAUCUGAUUGGCUGACAACUAAUAGUGCAAGAAAAAGUGGGUCACCCAUUGAACCAAUCAGACAGCUGUUUUCAUCCUGCCCACAUGUAGAUUAUUAUUUUUUUUUAUUUUGUAUAGUCACAUAUAAGUAUUGACAUUGCCAAAAUCUGUAGUAUAAAGUGUUUUAUAAACAUAUGUUCAUAUUUUACCUAAUUUUUAUAGAUUUAAAACGUUUCUUAAAAGUAAAAAAAAAAAACAUGAAAGUUUUGUUUUCUUGCUUACUAGAUGCUUUAUUUCAGACACUUAUGGGGAGAUUUAUCAAAACCUGUGCGUCUUUCAUUUUUAACAAGGCCUCUGCAAAAUGAAAGAAGCGAUCUGAUUGGUUGCUAUGGGCAGCUAAGCAACUUUUCCUUUGCACAGGUUUUGAUAAAUUUCCCCCUUAGGGUGUAUUCACACGGGCGGAAUUUCCGCAUAAAUUCCACUUCUGCUCCUUGGGUAGUUUUUGACUUGUGCGGAUUUUGUGUGGAAUUGGUGCAGAAUUUGUGUGGGAAUUCCACAUGCGGAAAUUCAAACGUGUGGAAUCCCAUAAAAAUCUAUUGGGCUUUCAUUGGAAGCGGAAAUUCCGCCCGUGUGAAUAGACCCUUAUAAUGCCUUCCAGUUUCCCUGUUCUCUGAAAAUACACAAUCCGCAGAGAAGCCACAUUAGUACUGAGCUUUUCUAUAAAAUAGAUGGAAAUACUGAGAAUAAGAAAAUGUGUCCAAAUGUAACAAAACAGAGGGUCUGACUCUACUCAUACAAAAAAAGCCUCAUUACCAAUGUCCUCUGUUACUAUAUGUUGUCACUCCGUGUGGGUUUAGAUCAUCCACACUAAAAAUAAAUGUAAUAAUCAGCGUUUUCACCUCAAAGACUAUGACCACAUGGGUUAAAAUUGCAUCAGACUUUCUGUAGUUAAAAAUUCACGUUUUUCCUGCACCAAAACAAUUCAAACUGUGUUCAUUUUAGUGCCAUUUCCAAAUAAAAAGAAAAAGGCAGUGUAUCAAAGCUAAUACUG
This is a messenger RNA of Hyla sarda, 2152 nucleotides long. It is a transcript of the gene CCDC89, whose product is annotated as coiled-coil domain containing 89. Lineage: Eukaryota; Metazoa; Chordata; Amphibia; Anura; Hylidae. The record is from RefSeq and is a predicted model, not a curated record. The coding region runs from base 145 to 1137 and encodes 330 amino acids. The transcript is spliced from 2 exons.